Molecule: messenger RNA, 577 nt
Organism: Colletes gigas
Lineage: Eukaryota; Metazoa; Arthropoda; Insecta; Hymenoptera; Colletidae
Product: 14 kDa phosphohistidine phosphatase-like
Exons: 4
Coding region: 65-520 (151 amino acids)
Biological process (GO): peptidyl-histidine dephosphorylation
Cellular component (GO): cytosol
Molecular function (GO): protein histidine phosphatase activity
Source: RefSeq, a predicted model, not a curated record
UCUCCUCACGCGGUACGAAUCCGUGUCAGCGAAUGCAUUAUUGCUUGGUAAAUGUAGCUAUAAUAUGACUGCGACGUUCAAUAGUUUUGGAAACGGAGCAUCAAAUAUCCGCCAUUUGUUUUUCAAAGUGCUUACGAAUAAUAGACGAUUUGGCAUAAUGUCUCAGUCGUUAGAUGCGUUGGAUGAUGUGGAUAUCGACAUUCAUGGGAAAUUCAAGUAUAUUUUGGCAAAAGUAGAGGACAAAGACAAGAAUGUAAGCAAAUUUAUCGUCCGGGGAUAUAUCGGGGCAAGAUGGCAUGCCGACAUUUACGACAUGUUUUCCGACGAGUGGGCGGGGAGCCGUAGCCUGUACGCGAAGUGCGUGGGUGGCGGAAGAAUCAUCCACGACUGCCACAAAAAGACCAUACACGUCUACGGAGACUCGCAGGGAUUCGGGAAGGCGGAUCACGAGAUGUCCGCGGACAUUCUGAAGAAGAAAUUCACCGAUUACAAGAUCACUUGGUCAAACGAGGGAUAUUGAAAUGAACGGAACAAAUAUUCUACGCUUCUGAUAUUACUCUUUCGAGUAGAAAGCUAC